AUGGCUUCAAAAGUUUCAAAAAGUGGUGCAAAGAACAUGAAGCGUAGUUGGUCUUAUAUGGAAAAGGAAAUUAUUGAAGAAUUCUCCAAAGAUGGAUUAGAAAUACUUGAGCUUCUAGAGAUUAUGCAAGGAGAAAAAGAUCCUCAAAAAUGGCAUGAAAAUAUUUUUGGCAACAAAAGAUGCAAGAAAUCCCACAACUUUGAAGAAAGGUCAUCAAAAUCUGAAGAUGGUAAAGGGUUUGAAAAACAUGAUUCUUUGGCAAUUCUACACCAAAAAGAUCAAUUAUCAAUAGAAGUUUCACCAUCAAAGGUAUGUUUCUCCUCACAAGAGCAUCUCACUAGUUCUUCACAAGAGCAUAUCACUAGUUCUACACAAGAGCAUCUCACUAGUUCUUCACAAGAACAUCUUACUAGUGAUGAUCAUGAUCAUUCUUAUUUGACUUUUAUGGAAAAUUUUCAAGAGCAUAUCUUUCAACAUGGUAAACCUCUUGAGAAGCAACUCACACUCAGUGAUGUCAAUGUUAAUCUAAAUAGGCUUCUUCUCAACAAAAAACAUGUUGAAAAAGCUUUUUUACCAUUCUUAAGAAAUGGUGAAGAUAUUGAAAAGGGAAUUGAAGUUUGUGUUUAUGAUAUCCGCAAGAAUAGUUACACUCUAACAUUCAAGAAGUGGACAAAUAAAUAUUAUGUGUUGAAUGGUGGGUGGAAAGAUUUCUUUAAAGAUCAUAAACUCGAAAAGAAUGAUACAAUCAAAGUGUGGAUGUUUCGUCAUUCAAAUCAUAGCAAUUUAUGUUUAGCUUUGGAUUACAAGAAGAUUGAAAGCUGA
Messenger RNA from Vigna umbellata (rice bean), 822 nucleotides. RefSeq lists its product as uncharacterized. Gene Ontology annotation, molecular function: DNA binding. The record is from RefSeq and is a predicted model, not a curated record. NCBI's taxonomy places the organism in Eukaryota, Viridiplantae, Streptophyta, Magnoliopsida, Fabales, Fabaceae.